This is a messenger RNA of Labrus mixtus (cuckoo wrasse), 3224 nucleotides long. RefSeq names its product rho GTPase-activating protein 8-like. The record is from RefSeq and is a predicted model, not a curated record. Lineage: Eukaryota; Metazoa; Chordata; Actinopteri; Labriformes; Labridae. Bases 100 to 1365 code for a protein of 421 amino acids. The transcript is spliced from 13 exons. Gene Ontology annotation, biological process: small GTPase-mediated signal transduction; negative regulation of endocytic recycling. Gene Ontology annotation, molecular function: GTPase activator activity. Gene Ontology annotation, cellular component: cytoplasm.
CGGCGGUUGUUUAAGGAAGUUUGGAUCAACGUUUCUACCUGUGGACUCAUUAAUGUGUUAGCUUAAACCUGCAGCUCCAGUGACCGACAUCCUCCAACCAUGACUUCCACAUCCGACCUCGAGCAGCUGGCGGAGAUCGAGCUGAAGAAGGAGGAAGAGGAGGAUCAGAUGUGUGUCACAGACGCUCCGUCAGUUCCUUCCAGCAGUCCUGAUCCCUCGCACCCGUACUACGACGUGGCCCGACACGGCAUCAUCCAGGUCUGCGGUGACGACAACUACGGCAGGAAGUUGAUCGUCUUCAGCAGCUGCUGUCUGCCUCCGUCUCACCAGCUGAACCACCGGCGCCUCCUCGAAUUUCUGAAGUUCACGUUGGACCAGUACGUGGAGAUGGACUACAUCCUGGUUUACUUCCAUCACGGUCUGAGGAGCAGCAACAAACCGUCUCUGAAGUGGUUACGAGAAGCGUACAGCGAGUUCGACAGGAAAUACAAGAAGAACCUGAAGACUCUGUACGUCGUCCAUCCCACAAACUUCAUCAGAAUCGUCUGGAACAUUUUCAAACCUCUCAUCAGUCACAAGUUCGGGAAGAAGCUGACGUACGUGAACUACCUGGCCGAGCUGAGAGAUCACCUGAACUACGAGCAGCUCGUCGUCCCGGCCGACGUCGCCAGGCACGAUGAAAAGCUCCUCGCCGCUCAGAAAGGCGGACCCCCUCCCUCCAUGAAGACCCCCCCGCCUCGACCCCCCCUGCCCACCCAGCAGUUUGGCGUCAGUCUGCAGUACAUCAGAGAGAAGAACCGGGACGCCGUCAUCCCCCCCGUCGUCUCUCAGACCGUCGCCUACCUGAAGGAGAAAGGCCUGAGGACAGAGGGGAUCUUCAGACGCUCGCCUCGUGUUCAGGUCAUCAAGGACGUUCAGAAACUCUACAACCUGGGUAAACCUGUAAACUUUGAUGAGUUCUCAGACGUCCACGUUCCCGCUGUGAUCCUCAAAACAUUCCUCAGAGAACUUCCAGAACCUCUGCUCACCUUCAGAGUCUACAACCAGGUCCUGGAGCUCCUCAGUGUGGAGAGCAGUCUGAGGGUCAGCAGGUGUAAACACAUCAUUGAAAGUCUUCCUGAACAAAACUUCAUGGUGACAAAGUUCCUGCUCUGUUUCCUCCACAUGGUGUCUCAGGAGAGCAUCGUGAACAAGAUGAGUCCCUCUAACCUGGCCUGUGUGUUCGGGGUCAACCUGCUGUGGCCUCGUCACGGCUCCUUCUCUCUGAACGCUCUGACGCCCGUCAACGUCUUCACCGAGAUCCUCAUCGAACAUUACCACGCCGUGUUCGGCUCCCGCAGCCCGCCUGCACAGGUAUUACCCUGAACCUGCACAGGUAACACCCUGAACCUGCACAGGUAUUACCCUGAACCUGCACAGGUAACACCCUGAACCUGCACAGGUAACACCCUGAACCUGCACAGGUAUUACACUGAACCUGCACAGGUAACACCCUGAACCUGCACAGGUAUUACCCUGAACCUGUACAGGUAUUACCCUGAACCUGUACAGGUAUUACCCUGAACCUGCACAGGUAUUACCCUGAACCUGUACAGGUAUUACCCUGAACCUGCACAGGUAACACCCUGAACCUGCACAGGUAACACCCUGAACCUGCACAGGUAACACCCUGAACCUGCACAGGUAACACCCUGAACCUGCACAGGUAUUACCCUGAACCUGCACAGGUAUUACCCUGAACCUGCACAGGUAUUACCCUGAACCUGCACAGGUAACCCCCUGAACCUGCACAGGUAUUACCCUGAACCUGCACAGGUAACACCCUGAACCUGCACAGGUAACCCCUUGAACCUGCACAGGUAACCCCCUGAACACCAGGUGGUCUCUCCUUCUCUGGAAUAAUCUUUUUGGUUGUUUUGGGACGUUGUUGCAUCACCUGGAGCUCAGGGUCAAAAUAUCUCACCUGUCGACCUCACCUCUUCCUGUGGAUAUUCUUCUCACCCGACUCUCAAAGACUUUAAAGACUGAAGCUGCACGUUCACUCUCCUUCUCUUUAUUAUUAUUUUAUUUUCAGACUUUUUUAGAUGAUGUUGAUUAUUGUUUGUGAGCUUGAAAAAGAAAAAUCUGAGGCGCUCAAAUCAGGCGUCUAAUGAGGUCAUCUGUGUGUUGAUAUUUGUAUAUUUUGUAAUAAGCCCCUCCUCCUUUAGAGGGAACGACACACUUCUUUUACCCCCCUUUAAAGGCUUUAUAUGUGAUUUUUUGAUCCAGCAGAUGUCGCCUUUGAGCACCAGCAUGAAACCAAAACAACUUGUGCUGCAUUGUUGUGUUAGCAUGCUAAUGCUAGCGAUCUUUAUUAUGCUCGUAUCUUCACACUGCAUGUAAAUUUACCUGAAAUGAGCGUGAUCUAGAAACACAGUUAAGCAGUGAGUACAGUAUGUUAUUCUUCUUUUCUCUAGUCCCUCAAUUAAACAACUUUUAUACACGAGGGGAGGAGUCAGCCGGCCGUCCUGGCGAUGUAAACAAAGUGAAGAUAGGACUCUGAAAACUCUGAAAACAUCACAGACAGUGGGACUCGGGUGUUACACCCAUUGUAGACAGUCAUGACUCACAGAGUUAUUUUCAGAGGAGAUACUUGAUUUAUACAUUUAAGAGUGAAACAUCACAGAAAGACUUUAAGAGUGAUUUAAUGAAAAAGUCUAAACAUGUUACUGAUCAGAGGAGAUGUGAAGUUCUGACUUCUUGUUACCAGAAAACUUGUCGACGUUAAAAGGAAUGAAUCAGCAUUUUGAGAAGUCUUCACUCUGAACUUUGUGUCCUGUUUGUGUUUCUGAUGUGAAAACAGACGCUUCAUUCAUUUUGUUCUUGAAUUUUUGUUUAUUAAUGAUUCCAUUUUUCGUAAGAACUCGGUACAAAAAAGUGAGACUACUCUUGAAUCAUUUAUCAACUUUUCCAUCGAUCCACUUUUUUUUAAUGCAUCAUAAAGAAGAAGAAAAAAACUACAUUGGCAUAUUUAAGACAAACACUUUCCUAUACACACUAUCCACUGGACAGUCCCCGUUAUUAAUGACAAACCAAAAAACUUCUACUUCAACAGACAUUUUCAUUUCCCAUCUAAACGUGUCGUCGUCGUCUCCUCGUCGCCCCCUCGUGGCAAAAAGAACACAUCGCACGUUGCAAGCUCGAAGUCAGAAUGCAGAAACCGGCAAACAAUAAAAAAAACAAAA